CUGAGAAGAUCAUUCUACUAGAAUCGCUUCAAGAAAAACCUCUACAACUCUACAAUACAUCUUCACUUCAUAUCCAAUUGAAUCAAUACAAAAGCUUCAAUCCUCAUCUGCGCAAAACCUCAUCUCUCAAACCGCCGCUCUUCAUUCAUCCCAGGGCUAACAAGGCCACUUAAACCACCAAAGGCUCAUCCAGAGUCCGACAAGUGCUGAUAGAUCUUCAAUCUUAACACGCCUGGCCUUACGGCUUGCGCUGCGGAGUCCUCGGAACCAUAGGUUAGCUUAACUGCUAUACUUUCAACGACACAAUUUAUUCCGAACUCAUACUGCAUUACAAAUGCUGUCCAAUCCAAAAAACCUUCAACGACACCGACAACACCGACGACAACAAUCGACACCAACGGCUUACGACGCCCCGAAGGUCCCAACCCUGCCAACAAACCAGAAGAAUGCCUCACACCGACGAGGCAUGAGCCUGGAUCAACGACGACGCCAAUCACCAACGCAGGACACAGGAAGUAUCACUAACCAAGGAUUUAACGACAACCAACAGCAUAUAUUGCAAGAAACGCAGCUGCACAGACUGGCAUGCCAGGGCCAACAACCGACACGCUUUUUCAACCCGACAGACGAUGAGAACUACUUAAUAUCGCCUCUUGUCACACCGCAAAGGAAAAACUUUGGUAUCGGGUGUAUCGAUGUGUAUGGAGCCUCAAAAAAACGCGCUUCGUAUUCAGCAUACCCCGAACCGAUCAAUUCGAUAAACGGAGUCAACGAGAACACGCACGCCAGGAAUGGCCAGUUCGCCGGCAAUGACUCUCUUCUCUACCAGGAUGAGGAGACCACUCCUUCAGCAUAUGUUGACUUUUCAAUGGCAUUCGAUGGCUCGCAGGCGCAAGAAAGUUGGAACGCAACUAUCAAGCCCAACAGGUCUUCGCAUAGCCGUCGGGUCAGUGGCAACAUUGCCGAUAGAGUGGCGCAGUAUGAAGAUUUAUCUGCUAGGCAGUCAUCUUCAAGGCCAAUCACGCCUCCUAAUCAUGAUUCUCCGAACUACAUUCCCCUCACUCCAACACAAACACCAUUUACUCGCCAUGCAAAGGUAAAACACAUGCCGCAAGCAUUUUCUGGCGACUAUGAUACUUCCAUGGAGGCCACCAUCAAGCCAACCCACCGCAGGAAUCGCCAAUCCCUCUCAAACUUCCAGCACAUGCGUAUCCAGGCGGAGAUGGGCGACUCUCCAUCUCCUCCUAGCAACAGCCCAAUGCCAAACUCAUCGUCCAUUGGUAUGCAAUACGUCAAGACCGAGCCCAGGAGUUACGAGUCACCCCAUCAAUCACCAACCCACUCGAAAUACCCUCCUCAGAACUUCCACUCCCAAUCCUCCUCACCAGAACUACCCCAAAGGUUACUUUACCGCGACCCCUUGGACAACAAGCCACACCUCGAUGCCCCCAAUGGAUCGUACCCCGACCCCGAGGAAUUCUCCAGCCAAGCCAACUCCCCCAUGCAAUCCUCCUCCCUCCACCACCGCUCCUUCUCUGAAGACAGCACCUGCCACGCCGAUGAAGCCCACGCCGAAACCGGCAUCACCACCGACGACAUCGCGUGCUACAUCUCCGGCCCCUCCCCCACCGACCAGAAAUACCUCUGCCUCUUCCCCUUCUGCAACAAGCGCUUUGGGCGCAAGGAAAAUAUCAAGUCCCACGUGCAGACCCACCUCGGCGACCGCCAAUUCCAGUGCCCGCACUGCCGCAAGUGCUUCGUCCGGCAGCACGAUCUCAAGCGCCACGCCAAGAUCCACAGCGGCGUCAAGCCGUAUCCCUGCGCAUGCGGCAACAGCUUCGCGCGCCACGAUGCGCUGACCCGUCAUCGCCAGCGCGGGAUGUGCGUUGGUGCCUUUGAGGGCGUAGUUAAGAAAGUCGUCAAGCGCGGACGACCACGCAAGCACCGCCCCGAGCACGACGAGCGCGUCAAUAAGACGCAGCGGACAAGGACGAAGAAUAAGAACGCCGCUGCGGCAGCGCCGGCGAGUAACCCGUCAUCCGAGGCGCCGUCUUCAGCGUCGGAGUACUCAGAGAGCUCGUAUGGCCUGUCGCCCGCGCCGCAGGCGGAUUACGAUGUCCUUGAUGCCCCACCAUUUUCCAAGUACGCGCAUAGUCCGUAUGCAUCCGCUGAUCCGUUUGUUGGCGCUGGCGUGGACGCGGAGUUGGAAUACGCGAUGCAGCCCGUCACUGUGGCGGCUGAGACGCAGUGUAUCUCCCCCCAAACAAUCCAGAAUGCCGCAAGCCCUACUUAUUCGCACCACUCCCACCACACCGCCGCAGCGACCAGCCCGACGCUGAGUGCGCGCUCGCCGCCUGACCUGUGCACGUCGACGUUUGAGGCGUCGUCGCCGAGCGCGAGUUUGUCGUUCUAUGAUAUGCCUAGUGGGCAGGGGCAGCAGGAUGCGGAUGAGAUGUUCCUUGAGGCGUUUGGGGAGGGGUUGCCGAUGGUGGGGGCGCAGGAGGGGGAUUUAUUGGGGUUUGUGGGGGGGAAGGAGUUUGAGGGGUUUGGAGGGGGGGUGGGGGAUGUGGAGGAGUUGUUUGGGGAGGGAGCGGGGGUGUGGAUUGAUUAGUUGCUUGGCCUUUUCAACUUCUCCCUUUCUCCCUUUCUCCCUGCCUCGCUCGCCCCUUGGGGUGAAAAGUGGGUUUGGUGUACGAUACGAUACGAUGCGCUAUGUGUGUUGUUGUUUUAUUCUGGAUGGUGCUUUGGAUUUGCUUUUUUGGAAAUGGGACUGGAACACGGCGGCUGGUACCGGCGGGGUGGGAAGGGAAAUGGGAAAAGAAAGGUUGUUGCUUGUCCACCGGACGCACCUUUUGGCGUCUUGUGAUUUAUAUUGUCAGUUCCUGUCAGUUCUGUCAGUCUGUUUUUGUUCUGCUUGCUGUGCUUUGUAGGUGCGCUGCACGACAGCGCUUAUCUAGUGAGUUAGUGGAUCUAUGCGUUAAUGGCAGUGAUGGAUGGAAUUAACGUGGAUGUGGCAUAUUUCAUUAGAGGCAGUAUGGUGUGUUAUGAUAGCUAAGCUACUUCAGUCAGCUAAGAUGCAAGAUUUAAAUGAUAACAUCCUUCAUUAAAGUCAAGAUAUAAAUGAAACGUCCUUCAUUAAACUCAUGAUAUAAAUAAAAC
Molecule: messenger RNA, 3159 nt
Organism: Pseudogymnoascus destructans
Lineage: Eukaryota; Fungi; Ascomycota; Leotiomycetes; Thelebolales; Thelebolaceae
Gene: ACE2
Product: Metallothionein expression activator
Exons: 3
Coding region: 335-2611 (758 amino acids)
Source: RefSeq, a predicted model, not a curated record